This is a messenger RNA of Xyrauchen texanus (razorback sucker), 1588 nucleotides long. RefSeq lists its product as uncharacterized. The coding region runs from base 43 to 864 and encodes 273 amino acids. The transcript has 2 exons. The record is from RefSeq and is a predicted model, not a curated record. NCBI's taxonomy places the organism in Eukaryota, Metazoa, Chordata, Actinopteri, Cypriniformes, Catostomidae. Gene Ontology annotation, molecular function: protein binding.
GAGUGUAUUUCUUACUGUCCAUCCUCCCAAGCUAAAGUCAGAAUGAAUUUAGAGACAUACUGUCUAAAGGACUAUGGUACGUCCUUAACACUACAGACAGUACUGAAAGUGCAGAUGAAAAGUAAGGAACGUUCAGGUCCCUGGUGGCAGUUUUCUGUGCUGGUCCAGUCAGUUUUUCGCAUGGGUUCUUCGCACGUAAAGCGAGGCCUUCAGGCACUCUGGGUUCCGGACCGGGACCUGACUUGUGGCUGCCCUGCACUUCAGGUGGGUCGAACCUUUCUCCUGAUUGGUGCGCAGGAAAAUGGGCGGAGCUGGGUCCCUGAGGAGCGGCGAUUAGUUGCAGAUCGCACUACGAUGGCCCUGCUAUGGAGGGAACACUGGAGCCCAAAAUUAAGAGGCUUCCGAGGGCAGGACACCAGAGGAAAGUGCCUACAGGGAAACCACACUGCACAGAAGCACACUCACUCAAACUCAAAUGAGGAAUACACACCCCCACAUCUUGAGAAACUGCAGUCUGAGCUACAUGCAACACAUAAACAUACACACACGAAACACAAACAACAUCAGUCAACUGUGCAAUCCAGAGCAUCAGACCUCACACACACGCACAAAAGAGGAGAGACUCACAUGGACUUGCACGGAAAAGGCACACACAGAGAAAGACAUCUUGAGCAAGAGGGGGACCGUAAGGCUGAAAAUGGCAGUUUCAAUGGCAGAUUCCAUCCAUCUGCGUCCCCUACACCUAAUUUUUUGCAGGAAAUCCAGGGUCCUUUCUCAGGCACUUCAAAGACAGGUCAUGCCAAUGAGCAAGAGCAGUACCUCCCAACAGCAUGUCCAACAUGGUCACCCCGGCCUCUUGUCUGACAAAAUGAGAGGUUAUGAAAAUGGGAGAGAAAAGGAGGAAAAGUGAAGAAGUUCUGCAGGUGGGUUUUGGCUCAAACAAAUGCAGACAGUGAGGGAUAUUUCAGUUGUCAGCCCUCUAGUCCUGUGCUAUAUAGACUGUCUUCUACUCUGAGCCACUGAAUCCACAGGCUUUGUUGUAAAUAUCCGUUUUUAGUGUAUUGACACCUGGCACAAAUUUAGACUGUUAAAACUGUUAGUUCACAUGCUUUAGUCACUCAUUAUGCUAUCAUUAACACCAUCCCGUUCAGUCUACACUGUUGUGCUGCAUGGCCGUUCAGAUUCACAGUUGAUUUUAUGUUUGACAGCCAAACACGGCAGACUGUUUUUGUUAGUAUGCAAGACAUACAUUGUUUUUUAGUCAGCAGAAGACAGAUUGUUCUGGACCGAUCAUUGACAAAAACAUUGAGUGUGGGUAAACAAUGUAGUAAGACUGCAUAAUAUUCCUACAAUAACUAAAGCAAUCUUUUAUGUGUUUAUACAUUUUUGUGUGCUGCAAUGUCAAAUUUAAAAAUCACAAUACACACUAUAGCAAUGAAUUCACACUGUAUACAGAUGACAUAUAAUAUGGUGCCUUUUUAAGUCUUAUUGUAAUAAAAUUAAAGCUAUCAUUCAACAUGUUAGUGUUAAAAGCAUUUGUGUAUCAAAAUGUAAGAGAACCUCUACGUUUUAAUUCUGAUUUACGUAA